Messenger RNA from Anguilla rostrata (American eel), 5860 nucleotides. Its product is annotated as TBC1 domain family member 10A-like. The coding region runs from base 1239 to 3134 and encodes 631 amino acids. The record is from RefSeq and is a predicted model, not a curated record. NCBI's taxonomy places the organism in Eukaryota, Metazoa, Chordata, Actinopteri, Anguilliformes, Anguillidae. The transcript has 9 exons.
UGACGAGCAGAUCAUAGGAGCAGAGCCGACACCCUCUUCAUCUGACAUGACUACACUGCGCAAAUGCAAACAACUGGAGCUGAAUUGGGAUCGGGGAGGAUGUUGCUAGCUAACCGACAACUGACCGAUUUUCUACAGUAGGAGCACCUGGCAACAAGAUCCCAAUGACGAGAUUAACAAAAGGGAACACGUCUGUGGGACGGUAGCUGCAUUCGGAGAAUACCAGAUGGAGGCGUGUUGAAAAUCAAAGUGGUAGACUAGACCAAUUCAAUUAUAACACACUAUGAUAGCCUUAGCCAGUAUUCUGGUGGACACGGGAUUGUAGCUACACCAAGGUAAACUAGCAAGAGGAAACCGUCCGGACAAGGAAGAACUACCAAAGAAAACUAAGGGAGCUUUUGCCAUUCAUCAAAACCUAUUUAAAACCUGUCGUUUUUGGCUGCUUAUGUGUACAUGGUUAUAGUGUCAGUUAAAUUGUUGAAUAGCUGACGUCAGAGUAUUUGAGUUAACUGCUGCUUGUUUCGCAGACAUUACAACUGAUGUUAGCUAGUCUAGCUGCCAAGCGAUCAGUUAAAGUUCGAUAUACGUUUUGCUGAACAAAGGGGUAACCAGCCUUGGAAAUCCCCUAGCUAGCCGCAGCUUGACACACGUACUGCAUUAAAACAAUUGGUAGUUUGGGAUCUGAAACGUUAGAUAACCUCACAACUGCACACAUAGCUAGUCUGCCUAGUUCUGUUUGAGUGUAUAACGUUGGAUAUUAGCUUGAUAGCUGGCUGCUUAUUCAUUGCUUGGAUAACCUCAGCGAUAGCUACCACUUUCCAAAUAUUCGUGUUGUUAUUUUAGUCAGUGUUCGCGAUAACUUUGUCUUCUGUUAGCCCAAGUGGCCCUAAGCAACUAGCUAAUGUUAGCUGAAUGUGGGCAGACUUUGUGGCUAUUUAGCUAAGUAAUGCAAAGCAUGUGGCUAACGUUAGUCGUUCACGAUAGGCUAUGGCUUCUUAGCUGCCUUAAUAACUAGUUUCAUAAGUUAAAUUACCUUACUCAACAUGCUGAAUGUCGCUUUGGUAGCUAGCUAUCACCUUACUGUCAUGUGAAGACUGCAUUUGAAGACUAAACGUGUCAACGAGUGUUUACUAACGUUACACUGAACGAUUUAAAUCCGGUAAUCGGACAUUCAAGUACGACGCAAACGUUUGCUUUGAACUAUAACUUACAAGGGAGUAAUCAAGAAGCUCGCUGUUAUGGAUAAAGAACAAGAAGAGAAUAGUGGCCACUCUGCAGAUUCGGGGAGUCUGCUGGAGAUCAAAGAAAGUCUGGCAGACGGAGAAAGCUCCCUCGGCUCUGACUCUGAAAUCAACGGCUUUACGGUCGACGAGAAGCACCCAGAUAAAUACGGAUUCAUUGGAGGUGCACAGCAGUACACGGGAGACUCGGCUGAAGACCUCCCUCCAGAGGUGCUGAGGCAGAGGGAGGGGAAAUGGCUGGACAUGCUCAGCAGCUGGGACAAGUGGAUGGCCAAGAGACACAAGAAGGUGCGGUUGCGCUGUCAGAAGGGCAUCCCGCCCGCCCUGCGAGGCCGUGCGUGGCUCUACCUGUCCGGGGGGAAGGUGAAGCGGGAACAGAACCGUGGAAAGUUUGAGGAGUUGGACAGUCAGGCAGGGGACCCCAUGUGGCUGGACGUGAUUGAGAAGGACCUGUACAGGCAGUUCCCCUUCCACGAGAUGUUUGUGGCGCGAGGAGGUCACGGGCAGAGGGACCUGUUCCGCGUGCUGAAGGCCUACACCCUGUACCGGCCAGACGAGGGCUACUGCCAGGCCCAGGCCCCCAUCGCGGCCGUGCUGCUGAUGCACAUGCCUGCGGAGGACGCCUUCUGGGGGCUCGUCCAGAUCUGUGAGAAGUACCUCCCGGGAUACUACAGUGCGGGCCUGGAGGCGAUCCAGCUGGACGGCGAGAUCCUGUUCGCCCUGCUGCGGCGCGUGUCCCCCGUGGCGCACCGCCACCUGAAGAAGCACAACAUUGACCCCAUCCUGUACAUGACGGAGUGGUUCAUGUGCGCCUUCUCCCGCACCCUGCCCUGGGCCUCGGUUCUGCGCGUCUGGGACAUGUUCUUCUGCGAUGGUGUGAAGAUCAUUUUCCGGGUGGGCCUGGUGUUGCUGAAGUGCAUGCUGGGAACUCAGGAGAAGCUAAAGGCGUGCCAGGGUCAGUAUGAGACCAUGGAGCUGCUGCGUGCCCUGGACCCCCACUAUAUGCAGGAGGGCUUCCUGGUCCGAGAGGUUCUGGAGUUGCCGGUGUCUGAGCGGGACAUCGAGAAGGAGCACCACACGCAGCUGAAACGCUGGAAGGAGAACCGCGGCGAGCUCCACUACAAAUCUCCUCCCAGAAUGCACGGCGCCAGGGCCAUCAUGACUUUGGAGCCCCCCAGCCGCCAGGACCUGAGGCAGAACCCCACCAUUAUUGUGGAGUUGCCCCCGGAGUCGGACCUGCCCGACGACUCCACCCUGAAGCCCGAGAGGGAAGAAGCCGAGACGAAGGAGGAGAAAACGAGCCUGAAGAAGGGCAAGGACGAAAAGAAAAAGGAGAGGAGCCUCAGCAAGAAGAUCAAGUCAAAGAAGGCGGCUCCACAGGACAUUCCCAACCCCUACGCCCUGCCCACUGACCACGAGCUCCUCCUCCACUACACAACCCAUCAGGGUUCCGAUGCCCCGCCCACUGACCCUGAGCCCCUCCUCAACGACACACCCCUUCAGGGUUCCGAUGCCCCGCCCACUGACCCUGUGCCCCUCCUCAACGACACACCCCUUCAGGGUUCCGAUGCCCCGCUCACUGACCCUGUGCCCCUCCUCAACGACACACCUCUUCAGGGUUCCGAUGCCCCGCCCACUGACCCUGAGCCCCUCCUCAACGACACACCCCUUCAGGGUUCCGAUGCCCCGCCCACUGACCCUGUGCCCCUCCUCAACGACACACCUCUUCAGGGUUCCGAUGCCCCGCCCACUGGCCCUGUGCCCCUCCUCAACGACACGCCCCUUGAGGGUUCCGAUGCCCCGCCCACUCACCCUGAGCUCCUCCUCAACGACACGCCCCUUCAGGGUUCCGACCAGAGCCUGAGCAGCACGGAGCAAGACACCUACCUGUAGCCGGCUCUUGCCCUCCCUCCUGUGGUGGGACUGUGACAGUGCAACUCCGAAGCUGCCAGGAGUGGGAGGAGCAAAGCCGCAAAACUGGUCUCACUGGCUCACCCGUCUCAGCAUCUCAGACAGACCUCCCUCUUCCUCUUGCUCCUCCUCUUUUGUGUACCUGCCUCCUGUCUGUCUGUCCAUCUCCCAACCCUCCUCCAUAUAUGCCAUUUCACCCUGCCCCUCCGUCUCCCAGAACAUUCCUGUUCUUUACACUUUAAUGGCCACCCACACUGUGACUCUCAGGCCAGAACUCACCUGCGAAUGGGAGAAUUCAAAUUUUGUUUGUUGUCUUAGACUUUUUUUCUUUUUUUGUGCUGGUUAAGUGGAGAUUUUCUCCUUUUUACUCUUGUUAACAUUCAUGGCUGCAACUUCACUGUCCUCACUGACUUUCUUUUUCACUGAUGAAAUGUUGUUGCCAUAAAUUAUGUGAAAUCCAAGAGGACCAAAAAUGUACCUCUGAUCUGCCAAUCUUACAUAGGUUACCGUAUAAUCAUACUUAGUCUUAGCAUGUGGACCAAUGUUUCCUCUGUUAGUUGGAUUUUAAGAGAUUGUGGUGCACAACAGGAAUGAUUAAGCAUUCUAGUCUUAGCUCUUUUGUACAGAAUGCCAGUAUUUUUUUGGUGAUUUUCAAAAUACUGUUGUAGAGAAACCACUUUAGGAAACCACCAGUAAGGUAUAAACAGCAUGGGAAAGCCAUUCCAAGUCUCUGAUUUGAGCUCAGAAUGCUUAGUGUGUCGCCAGUGUAAUUUCACAUCUCACAUAUUGAUGACACGAGGGUGGGGCUAGCACCCCACACCACAAUGUGACUAUGUAGCGAUAAUGUGCCAGGCACUUAGACUUUUUCCACUCCACAUUGUGCGCUUUAGGUCAACGUGAGGUGGAAAGUACAUUGUGGUCUUCUUUUAACAUCUUGGCUUUAAGAGCUUGCUGCUUCAGUUUCAGGAAGAGGAGGUAAACCUUUUUUUGGACGGGUGGGUUUUUAAUCUCUAAACCAAAUAUUCAGGGGUUUUUUGUGGGGGUUUAGGGGUGGGUUCUUCGUGUUCAUUAUUGUAUGGUCUCACCCACCACCCACUUACCAGGUGCAUGGCCAGUGGUUGUGCCACAAUCAUCCGUGGUGGGGUUUGUAUUUGGGGACUCAUGGGAGAUUUGCCUAACACAGCUGUAUGGAAUGUACUUUUAGCCCUCAGUUUGAGGGUGUCUGCCUGUGGCCUUCCCUGGGGCAGAGAUUCUAAGGACCACGCCUACGGAGUAUCUUAUGUGCUCGGGGUUUUAUAAAGAGCUAGGGAACAUUUACCCGUGUGGAAAAGUCAGUCAGAUCAUACAUUAAAGUGCAACUGGGAAAAAUGCACUUACGCAAGCGCAUAAAAGUGUGUGUUUGCUUGGUUUUAUUGGGCACUGGUGUCUCACCAUCAGAUUACGUUGCCUGUGUAAGCCAAGGUAGACCUGACUCAAGGGACCCAUGAACCUUUGUAAUCCUCUCUUGGAACCUUUCUUAAAUGUUUAGCUAAAAUCUCUUGCUUUUAUUGUUAUUAUUUUCAGUCCUCUCUGGUGUGCAUUUACCUUUGGAGUGAUGUUACACAGUAUGUUUUGCACAUUUGCAGGCGUACAACAAGCCAAGCCAGCAAAGGUUGAAACGAUGUUUAUGACACAUCUGGUAUCAGAAAUCUUACAUUUCGUAAGAUUUUUUCCAAUAUUGUAAAGGCAAGUUGUAUAUAACAAUUUAAAUACUUAACAUUGCUUUAUUUCAGAUAGAAAGUUGAGACUGUUACGACACUAUACAUCUAGAUUUAUAAAUAAAAGAAGCACUUUUGUACAGCUUCUUCAAGCAAAUAUUUGGGAAGAAUGUGUAUAAACUGUUUGUUGAUUUUGCUUCCCCAGGGAAAUGAUUGCUCAGAAUGAUUAUUUUAAAGCUUUGUAUUACUGAAGAUAUCGUAUGCAUGUGUAACUGAGAUGCGGUCAGACUGGAAGAGGGCUGUUGCUUUGUGGCCUGGCCGCAACCAUAGGUCAAAGGUCAGCGUAUUCACAUUGAUCACACAAGGUCUAGUCAGGAGCCAAGACAAUGAUAACUCUUAUAUGCUGUAUUCAAGAUGCAAAAAACAAGGCCAAGGUUAUGCAAGUAUAAAAACUGUAAUUUAUGUAUGUAUGUUUAGUUUAGUUUUGUUUGUUUUUUGUCAGCGCUUUUGCUGAAGGGAAUGUCACACACUCGUCAGCCCUAUUUGCCACCGAGUGUCCCAGAAUGCACUUGUUCUUCAUGUGAUUUGUUCUGUAAGUACAGAAUUACCAUAUUGGUUGCUUCCAUUUAGAGAAACGGCUGAAUAGGCUUAAAAGCUUUUUGGCUUGAUUUGAAAGGAGAUGUCAUACAGAGAUUCCAACCACAGUCAUCACAGCUAUGGCAGCCCAUUCAUAAAGGCAGAUUCUUUAGAAUUGUGUGACGUACGUAACGCAGGACUGCGUAACCGGUCUAGUAAUUCUGUGCAAGGGGAGUGAACAUUUUGCUGGGUUGUGUGUGCACUAAUCUCUCCCAAUGUUAUUAUCGCUCUGUUGAGUGAAAGCCAAACAAUCAUGCCGCUGUGAUGGACUGGUCGGAUCAGAUGGCCACUGACCUUGCUGCCCACAUGCUGCACAAAUAAGACCUGCUCAUUGUUCAUUGCUGUCCUUAAUAAACAUUUUUUUGUGCUUGUUGA